AUGUCGGUAUCUCAGAUCACUGGAUCAAGCCAUUUUGUCCAAACUGACCGAUUCUCUCAGUAUCCCCUGCUGAUCAUUACGUCUGCCGUGAAUGGUCGCAUUGUCAAAACGCCAUUGACUCAAAUUGCAGGGGUGGAUCCACCGGUUAAUUACAAGUUUUUUCUGAAGCGCGAAGAGCAACAGCUCAGCUUCAGCGCCCAUGUUCGAGGUGCCUAUAAUCGAAUGAGCCAGAUCCCGCCAGAAGAGCGUUGGCGAGGGAUUGUUUUCUCCGCCGUUGGUUAUGAAAAAUAUGCAAAAGCGAUUGCUUGGGCAUCGCGACUGCUGCAGAUGCAAGUUACAAUCGCUGUCUCCCAAGCUAUGAGCGCCCAAGACAUAAAAGAGCUACGCUCCUUGGGGUGCGCGGUCGUCCAAGCAUUUCAUAAGAUAAAUGGCAGCCAGAUAGGUGCUACUCUUUCAUCAGUUCAAGAGCAAGUACCUCAUGUGGAGCCUCUGGCCGAUCCUUAUUACCUUGCCGGCAUUGGGACCGUGGGUUUAGAGAUCCUGCAGCAAACCAAAGAGGGCCCCCCGCUCGAGGCUAUCUUCUGCAGUCUCCAAGAUAGAGCUACUUUGGAGGCAAUUGGAAUAUAUUUGAAUCGGUUUGCGCCCCAGGUGAAAGUCAUCGGGGUAGGCCUACGACAAAGCUCAGAGCCAUGCGAUCAAGGGCCUUUCAAACCUCUGCCCGCCAUCCUGAGGGAGAUCGCAGCAACUAGCCAUUUCAUAGAAGCAUUGAGCAAUACAGUGUUGGUGGACACCCGUGACGUGCUGAAGGCGAUUGCCGACGUGUUUGGAGAGACACGUGUGGUUGUGGAUUUGGACAGUGCUCUAGCGGUGGCCGGCAUGAAACAAUACGCGAUAAAUAAUGGCAGGUCUGAUGGAGCCACGAGGUCAUUAGUCGCCGUUACUUCGAGCGUAGACGUGGCAUUUGAUAGUUUUAUGGAUUCCAUCCGAGUUGGAUAG
Molecule: messenger RNA, 996 nt
Organism: Aspergillus affinis
Lineage: Eukaryota; Fungi; Ascomycota; Eurotiomycetes; Eurotiales; Aspergillaceae
Product: threonine dehydratase
Exons: 2
Coding region: 1-996 (331 amino acids)
Biological process (GO): L-threonine catabolic process
Molecular function (GO): threonine deaminase activity
Source: RefSeq, a predicted model, not a curated record